AUGGGGGAAGGAAAUGAUUCAGUGGUGUCUGAGAUUGUGUUGGUAGGACUCACUCAUUCUUUGGAGAUGCAGCUUGUCCUCUUUCUCAUUUUCUCUGUUUGCUAUAUGGCAGGAAUGCUAGGAAACCUCCUAAUUGUGCUCACAGUGACCUGUGAUUCCCACCUGCACUCCCCCAUGUACUUCUUGCUGGCUAAUCUCUCUUUUAUUGACAUAUGGGUUUCCUCCAUUACAGUUCCCAAGAUGAUUUCUGAUCUUUUCAAGGAGAGAAAAAUAAUCUCUUUCAAAGCUUGCCUUACACAAAUGUUCUUCAUUCAUGUCACGGGAGGAACUGAGAUGGUGUUGCUCAUAUUUAUGGCCUUUGACCGAUAUAUUGCCAUAUGUAGGCCUCUGCAUUACCUGAUCAUCAUGAACAUCAGAACUUGUGUUAUACUCUCGGUGGUUGCCUGGACUAUGGGAAUCAUCCACUCACUGAUCCAGCUUGCAUUUGUUGUAAACCUACCACUUUGUGGUUCCAAUGAAAUGGACAGCUUUUACUGUGAUCUUCCUCGAUUUAUUAAACUUGCUUGUACAGUCACUUAUAGAUUGGAGUUUGUGGUUACUGCUAACAGUGGCUUCAUCUCCUUGGGAACGUUCAUCAUUUUGAUGGUCUCCUAUAUCUUCAUCUUGGUCACUGUUUGGCAGCACUCCUCAGGUGGCCUGUCCAAGGCCCUGUCUACAUUGUCUGCUCAUGUCACCGUUGUGAUUUUAUUUUUCAGUCCAUGCAUUUUCGUGUAUUCAUGGCCAUUUCUCACAGUGCCUAUAGAUAAAUUUCUUGCCAUUUUUGAUGUAAUAAUCACCCCAUUUCUGAACCCUGUCAUUUACACUUUUAGAAACAAAGAGAUGAAGAUGUCCAUGAAGAGAAUAUUCAGCCAAUUGCUGAGUUUCUAG
Messenger RNA from Ochotona princeps (American pika), 927 nucleotides. Its product is annotated as olfactory receptor 4F3/4F16/4F29-like. The record is from RefSeq and is a predicted model, not a curated record. Bases 1 to 927 code for a protein of 308 amino acids. Gene Ontology annotation, molecular function: olfactory receptor activity; G protein-coupled receptor activity. Gene Ontology annotation, cellular component: membrane. Gene Ontology annotation, biological process: G protein-coupled receptor signaling pathway. NCBI's taxonomy places the organism in Eukaryota, Metazoa, Chordata, Mammalia, Lagomorpha, Ochotonidae. The transcript has a single exon.